AUGCGGCAGGCAUACCCCCUGGGAAACGGACGCCUGGGGUUUAUGCCUGCCGGAAACCCAGGAUCAGAAACCAUCACCAUCAACCUAGACAGUCUCUGGACAGGGGGACCAUUCGAAAACAAAAGUUAUUCUGGCGGCAAUCCCCCCGACGAUCGGUCCCACUUCUUACCGGGAAUACGCGAUAAAAUCUUCCGCGAUGGAGAGGGCGAUGUUGACGGUCUUCUGAGCCCAAUAUCCUCGUACGGCACUUACACACCCCUUGCGAAUUUGACUGUUGAGAUAGAGGGGAUUGAAGAUUAUUCUUCAUAUUUCCGAGGCUUGGACUUGGCAUCUGGAGUUCACUCUGUGCGGUUUUCCAGCGAUGGGCAAGAUUACAACGUCUCUGCCCUAUGUUCUCACCCAGAUAAUGUUUGCGUCUACCUAAUUGCCUCGAGCGAGCCACUGCCCAAAGUCACAUUUGGACUACACAACAAUUUUCUCAACGCGACUCUCGUGAAUACGACUUGCGCCAAUGCCAGGAUGGAGAUAUCGGGUCAUUUGGCCCAGCCUGGUAUGCAGUUCAUUGGAAUAGCUCAACCAGUCCGCUCCCGAGGAAUGAUUUGCAGCGAAGGUCAACUCGUGCUGCCGACCAGUGCCAAAGCCAGAGAGAUCACAGUAGUUUUCGGCGCUGGGACGGACUAUGACGCGACAAAAGGAGACAAGGCAUCUGGCUACUCCUUUCGUGGAAUUGAUCCGGCCCCAGCAGUGAGAAAAGCCGUGUCCGCAGCAGCAUCAAGCUCUUACCAACAGAUACUGAAAAAGCACGAGAAGGACUAUAAGAGACUUUUCGGAGCCUUUGAGCUGGAGCUGCCAGACUUCGCAAAUUCAAGCCGCAUUGAGACAUCCGCCCUCCUCUCAAGCUACGACACCUCCAAGGGAGACCCUUUCUUAGAGUCACUCUUCGUCGACCUGGGACGGUAUCUCUUGAUAUCUUCAUCCCGUGAGAACUCACUCCCCGCAAACCUCCAAGGUCGCUGGGCCGACCUCCAGAACCCAGCUUGGAGCGCCGACUACCACGCAAAUAUCAAUCUGCAAAUGAACUACUGGGCCGCACCACAGGUCGGCCUGGGAUCCUUGCAACAGCCACUUUGGGACUAUAUUGAGCAAACAUGGGUGCCAUACGGCCAAGAGACCGCGCGUCUGCUAUACGGGGCGCUAAAUGGAUCGUGGGUUGUGCAUGACGAAAUCAACAUCUUUGGGUAUACCGGAAUGAAAAAUGAAGCGACCUGGGCCAAUUAUCCUCUCGCGGGUACUUGGAUGGCGCUGCAUAUUCCGAGCUGGUUAGAAUAUUCCGGUGAUGAGGAGUGGUACCGGAGGCAGGGAUAUCCGAUUCUCAAGGGUGCAACGUCAUUUUGGCUCUCGCAGCUUCAGGAGGAUCGAUAUUUCAAUGAUAGAAUGUUGGUUGUGAAUCCGUGCAAUUCACCUGAGCAUGGGCCGACGACUUUCGGCUGCUCGAAUCAUCAACAGCAAAUCUUUGAGCUCUUUGAUCGGAUUCUUGCGACGUGGUCUCUGGCUGGUGAUGACGACGAGGACUUUCGCCAACAAGUGAACCGAACCUUGGAUCGCCUGGAUAGAGGGAUACACAUUGGAUCCUGGGGACAGUUGCAGGAAUGGAAGCGCGAUAUUGACAUCAAAAAUGAUACGCAUCGUCAUUUGAGCGGCCUCACUGGAUGGUACCCUGGGUACAGCGUUUCUCAAAAUGCCGACAGCCGAGUCACAAAGGCCGUGGAGAAAAUGCUCUGGUCUCGCGGAGAUGGAAAGAAUACCGAAGACAACCCGGGCUGGGCGAAGGUGUGGCGGUCGGCAUGCUGGGCCCAUCUUAACAAUACAGAGCGAGCAAAUUUCGAAUUGAGAUACAGCAUCUCGGAAAAUAUGGCCGAAAAUGGGUUGUCGCAGUAUUCUGGACACAAUGCUCCGUUCCAAAUCGAUGCGAACUUUGGAUUUGUUGCUGCCUUCACUGCCAUUUUGAUUCGCGAUUUGCCUCAAUUCCAUGAUGAUGAUAGCAUACACACGGUGCUCUUGGGACCUGCGAUACCUAGCUCGUGGAGUGGAGGCUCGGUUCGCGGCCUUCAGCUGCGCGGAGGAGGAAGCAUUGACUUUUCUUGGGAUGACAGUGGUGUUGUUCAUAAGGCGACUGUGAAUAAGCGAUCGAAACCGCUGAGGCUAGUCAACGUGGAAGGCUCGGAUGUCGCUGUGUGA
Messenger RNA from Penicillium argentinense, 2238 nucleotides. RefSeq names its product glycoside hydrolase family 95 protein. Bases 1 to 2238 code for a protein of 745 amino acids. Gene Ontology annotation, biological process: carbohydrate metabolic process. Gene Ontology annotation, molecular function: alpha-L-fucosidase activity. The record is from RefSeq and is a predicted model, not a curated record. Lineage: Eukaryota; Fungi; Ascomycota; Eurotiomycetes; Eurotiales; Aspergillaceae. The transcript has a single exon.